UGCAUGCUAGCCAAGUGCAAAACCCCAUCAUCCACCUCAGGCGCGCUUCUGCCCUUCCUUUCUUUCCUUAAUUCUUUCUCCUCUAAUUUGCCAUUGAAGGGGGAAAAAAAAAACCUGAGAUUUCAAGCAAGACCUCCCCAGAUUUUAUGAGCCCUAAUUACUCAAUUCCCCUGUGGAAAUUUCAAUUAUAAUUAAACAUUUUCAAGUUUCAAACUUUCCCCUUCCAAAACCAUUAAUUUACCUCAAUAUUAAGUCUUAACCAAAAAGAACAAAGAAGUGUAAACCGAGCAAGAAAACCCCUGAAAAAUCAAUACCCAGAAUUGCCUUUCUUAAUAAAAACCAUAAAAUAAGUUUUUUUUUUUUCAUUUUGUUGGUUGUAAAACCGAGACAUUUGAGGGAAAUGCCAAGCUUGGCUGUAAAACUAAACAGUGUAUUCUUCAAGUUCCUUUUCAAACAGCGUUUGCAGAAUCGGAUCCAAACCCCUCUCAACGAAUCCCCCAAUCAAUACGGUAUUACAACCCGACCCGAAGAAUCCGUUUCCGCCUCCAACCCUUCUUUCACCGACGGUGUCGCCACUAAAGACAUCCACAUCGACCCUUUUACUGCCCUUUCUAUUCGGAUCUUCCUCCCUGAAUCCUCCCUUUCCCCUCCCGAGCAAACCGGCCCGAAAACCAAGCCUAAAUCUUCCCAACAAGUUUACCCCAUUUCCCUUAUUCAACGGAGGAAGAGUUACGGCCUGCUUAAUAUGGAAGCUCCGAGAAAUGAUAUGAGAAGAAGCAGCUUCGAAGGUUUAGAUUUAAGAUCCGAUAAUAAUGCUUAUCAAGGUUACGCACCAUCACCUCAAAACUGUAAAAAAUUACCAAUAAUGUUGCAGUUUCACGGCGGCGGUUGGGUAAGUGGAAGCAAUGAUUCAGUAGCUAACGAUUUCUUCUGUCGGAGGAUAGCAAAAUUAUGUGAUGUUAUAGUUGUGGCGGUCGGUUAUCGGUUGGCGCCGGAGAAUAAGUAUCCGGCGGCGUUUGAGGACGGAUUGAAGGUGUUGCAUUGGCUAGGGAAGCAAGCGAAUUUAGCAGAGUGUAGUAAGUCGAUGGGGAGUGGGGCUCGUGGUGUUGGAGCUGAGUUUACAAAGGCCGAAGUUCAAAGACAUAUUGUGGAUGCCAUUGGGGCUUCCGUGGUUGAGCCAUGGUUGGCAGCUCAUGGAGAUCUUUCAAGAUGUGUUCUACUUGGGUUAAGUUGUGGAGCGAACAUUGCAGAUUAUGUGGCUCGGAAAGCGGUCGAGGCAGGCAAGCUUUUCGACCCUGUCAAGGUUGUAGCACAGGUCCUUAUGUACCCAUUCUUCAUUGGCAGUGUUCCAACAGAGUCUGAAAAAAAGUUGGCCAACACUUACUUCUAUGACAAGGAAAUGUGCACGCUUGCAUGGAAACUCUUUCUUCCUGAGGAAGAGCUAAGCCUGGACCACCCAGCUGGCAAUCCGCUCAUCCUGGAUAGGAGUCCACCACUGAAGCUCAUGCCUCCGACACUGACCAUUGUAGCAGAACAUGACUGGAUGAGAGACCGGGCUAUUGCUUACUCAGAGGCUCUGCGGAAUGUAAAUGUCGUUGCACCUGUGUUGGAGUAUAAGGAUGCGGUUCAUGAAUUUGCAAACCUUGACAUACUUCUAAAGACCCCUCAGGCUCAGGCUUGUGCCGAGGACAUUGUAAUAUGGGUUAAGAAGUACAUCUCACGUCGAGAUAAUGAGUUCUCGUAUUAAUUCAGAGGUUUCAAGUGAAGGGAAAAUAAAUUGUGGCAGUGUUACAGUUGAGAAAGAAAAUGAUGCAUGAUUGCCUGACAGUUGGUCGGUCGGUCACAAGAUUGGCUUAAUGUAUUGCAUUUUUUUUUUCUUUUACUAUCCCUGCUGAUAGAAUGUACCUCCGUCCCGGAGUUUAUUGGAUGGUCUAUUUUGUUGUUUUUGUAUGAUACAAAACUUUUCCGACGGUGGGGAUGCGAUUACUUAUUUUGGAGUGCUGCACAACACGUAGGGAUGUCUGUAGUCAGGUAAUUUCUUUUCCCCUGUGAAUUAAGGUGUAACUAUUUACUCCUCAUUUGAUUGUAUAACAGUGGGAACUUCUCCUUGCAACCAUCAAACUUGUGACAUAUAGAUCUCUUUGUUACACUUAA
Gossypium raimondii (Peruvian cotton) is the source of this 2154-nucleotide messenger RNA. Its product is annotated as probable carboxylesterase 11. NCBI's taxonomy places the organism in Eukaryota, Viridiplantae, Streptophyta, Magnoliopsida, Malvales, Malvaceae. The transcript has 2 exons. The record is from RefSeq and is a predicted model, not a curated record. Bases 401 to 1747 code for a protein of 448 amino acids. Gene Ontology annotation, molecular function: hydrolase activity.